This is a messenger RNA of Diversispora eburnea, 3411 nucleotides long. Lineage: Eukaryota; Fungi; Glomeromycota; Glomeromycetes; Diversisporales; Diversisporaceae. The record is from the annotation of a GenBank genome assembly.
AUGGAUGUAUUGAAAAAAUUACAAGAACCAAUUCCCCCGUAUAUAUCUGGGACCUUUCCAGCAAUUGCAACCGUAGGAGCAGCACCAUUUAAUAGCUUUAGAGGAAAGCUGUUAUGGAUAUUUCGCACCUUAGGGUGCCCAUUUACCGGGUUGAUGUAUUUUUGCAAUGUAAAAAACGAUAAUCAUUUGGCGAUGUGCGCGUACUGGCUUCCUUCAAAAAAUUUUGAAAAAGAAGAUGGUAAAAAGAUUCUCUAUCGGCCAUUCGGACAAUAUGCUAUGAAAUUAAGUCCUGAAAGCGAACAGUAUAAAAAGAUAGAUGAAUGCGUAGCAAAGUCAUCUGUUCUAGAACGAUUAGGGUCAUUGACAACAGCAUAUUAUAUAUUGAUUGGUACGAUUACCGCCCUAUCUAGAUUGGCGGAAGCAAGAGAAACAAAUCAAUGUAAUCAUUGUACGGAUUGGACAUAUAUACCAAUAUUAUUAUCCUGGACAUUGCCAGCUAUAUAUAUUCGGACAAUCAAAGGCAAAAUAGUAGUUUUUGAUCCGAGUAUAAAAUUAGAAAAUGAAAUAAUCAUUGUAAGUGAACCCUUUGAUGGAAUGAGAUCUGACUCGCGUGCUCACAUUUUGAUCACUGCUUUUGCAUCGAUAACAGUUCCUUGGAUAGCAGUAGUAAUAGGGUAUUUAACACCGCCCGUUUCAUUUGCUUGUAGAUCCAUAUUCCUAACAAUAUUUUGUUCGAUAUGGUCAUUCAACAACACCAUCGCAUAUAUAUCCCAUAUCGUGGGAGAAAAAACUGUUCGAGGACAUUCAGUGAUCCACACCUGGUUUUGUUUUAGUGGUGUUAUAAUAACACUUCUUUUAGUUCUUCUCGGAGUACUAUCUGAUGAUCCAUCACGGUGGAUGGACAAAGUGUCCAACGUGCGCAAUAUGUCAGUCAUUGCACAUGUUGAUCAUGGAAAGUCUACAUUAACCGAUUCAUUGGUUUCUAAGGCUGGUAUUAUCUCUUCAGCAAAAGCUGGAGAAGCACGGUUUACUGACACUCGACAGGAUGAACAAGAUCGAUGUAUCACAAUAAAGUCUACUGCUAUUUCAAUGUAUUUUGAAUUGAAAAAAGAUGACUUGGGUGAUGUAAAACAAAAAACUGAAGGAAAUGAAUUUUUAAUUAAUUUAAUUGAUUCUCCCGGACAUGUUGACUUCUCUUCAGAAGUUACUGCUGCCUUACGUGUUACUGAUGGUGCUUUAGUCGUCGUUGACUGUGUUGAGGGUGUAUGUGUACAGACAGAAACUGUCUUACGUCAGGCUCUCACCGAACGUAUCAAGCCUGUAGUGAUUAUUAACAAAGUUGAUCGUGCAUUAUUAGAAUUACAGCUUACAAAGGAAGAUUUAUAUACUUCAUUCCAACGUACAAUCGAAUCGGUGAAUGUCAUUAUCUCAACUUACUUUGAUAAAACGCUCGGUGAUGUGCAAGUUUAUCCAGAAAAGGGAACAGUCGCUUUUGGUUCAGGUCUUCAUGGUUGGGGUUUCACUCUACGUCAAUUUGCUAGUCGUUAUUCUAAAAAAUUUGGUGUUGACCAAGAAAAGAUGAUGCAAAAACUAUGGGGUGAAAACUAUUUUAAUCCUGCUACCAAGAAAUGGACUACGAAAUCAAAUACACCCGAAGGAAAGAAUCUUGAACGAGCUUUCUGUAUGUUCGUCCUGGAUCCUAUAUUUAAAUUGUUUGACGCUAUCAUGAACUUUAAGAAAGACGAAGCUUCCAAGAUGAUUGAAAAAUUGGACAUACAACUAAAGAGUGAUGAAAGGGAUCUUGAAGGAAAAGCCCUCCUCAAAGUUGUAAUGAGAAAAUUUUUACCUGCUUCAGAUGCUUUACUUGAAAUGAUUGUUAUUCACCUUCCAUCUCCAGUAACUGCUCAAAAAUAUCGAUCUGAAUCGCUAUAUGAAGGUCCUUCCGAUGAUGAAUGUGCUAUUGGAAUUCGAGAUUGUGAUCCCAAUGCACCACUUAUGUUGUAUGUGUCUAAAAUGGUACCGACAUCUGAUAAAGGUCGUUUCUAUGCUUUUGGCCGAGUGUUUUCUGGCACAGUACGAUCUGGUCUUAAAGUUCGUAUUCAAGGUCCUAAUUAUGUACCAGGCAAAAAGGAUGAUUUGUUUGUAAAACCUAUUCAACGGACUAUUCUCAUGAUGGGUCGUUAUGUGGAACCAAUUGAGGAUUGUCCAGCUGGGAACAUUGUUGGUCUUGUUGGAGUUGAUCAAUAUUUACUUAAAUCUGGUACUAUUACCACAUCAGAAACUGCACAUAAUUUGAAAGUUAUGAAAUUCUCUGUAUCUCCGGUAGUGCAAGUUGCUGUGGAAGUAAAAAAUGCUAAUGACUUGCCAAAAUUAGUUGAAGGUUUGAAACGUCUUUCUAAGUCAGAUCCAUGUGUUCAAUGUUCUACCUCCGAAUCCGGUGAACAUAUUGUGGCAGGAGCUGGUGAACUUCACUUGGAAAUUUGUUUAAAAGAUCUAGAAGAAGAUCAUGCCCAGGUCCCGAUAAAGACAGGUGACCCAGUGGUCUCAUAUAGAGAAACAGUUCAGGCCGAAUCGCAAGUAUCUGCCUUGUCUAAAUCUCCAAAUAAACACAACCGUAUAUAUAUGAAGGCCUUGCCAAUUCAAGAAGAACUUUCUCUCGAUAUCGAAAACGGGAAAGUUACCCCACGUGAUGAUUUUAAAAUUCGUGCUCGUACCUUAGCUGAAACUUAUGGGUGGGAUGUAACCGAUGCUCGUAAGAUUUGGUGUUUUGGUCCUGAUACCACAGGACCAAAUUUAUUAGUAGACAUAACAAAGGGGGUACAAUAUCUUAAUGAAAUCAAGGAUUCAUGUGUUGCUGCUUUCCAAUGGGCCACAAAGGAAGGAGUUUGCGCCGAAGAAAAUAUGCGGUCCUGUCGAUUUAAUGUCGUUGAUGUGGUAUUACAUGCUGAUGCAAUUCAUCGUGGUGGUGGUCAAAUUAUUCCUACUUGUCGUCGUGUUAUCUAUGCCGCAAGUUUAUUAGCCACCCCUGGUAUCCAAGAACCUGUUUAUCUUGUCGAAAUUCAAUGUCCUGAAUCCGCAAUGGGUGGUAUUUAUGGUGUACUGAAUAGACGUCGUGGUCAUGUCUUUACGGAAGAACAACGUCCCGGUACUCCAUUGUAUAACAUCAAAGCCUAUUUACCUGUAAAUGAAUCUUUUGGUUUCACCGCAGACUUGAGGUCUAAUACUGGCGGACAAGCUUUCCCACAGGCGGUCUUUGAUCAGUAUAUAUCGUUCCAUUUCUUUAUAUGGCAAUUAAUGAACGGAACACCAUUAGAACCUGGUAAAGUGUACGAUCUCGUUAAGGGAAUAAGGAAAAGAAAGGGUCUUUCAGAAGAAAUCCCUAGUCUCGACAAAUAUAUGGACAAGUUGUGA